AUGUGUUGUAACUACGGGAACACCUGUGGCUAUAGCUGCGGCUAUGGCUCAGGCUAUGGCUGUGGCUAUGGCUCCCGUUGUGGCUGUGGCUAUGGCUCAGGCUGUGGCUGUGGCUAUGGCUAUGGCUCAGGCUGUGGCUGUGGAUAUGCUUCAGGAUGUGGCUGUGGUUAUGGCUCAGGCUGUGGCUGUGGUUAUGGCUCAAGCUGUGGCUGUGGCUAUGGUUCAGGAUGUGGCUGUGGCUAUGGCUCCCGUUGUGGCUAUGGCUAUGGCUCAGGCUGUGGCUGUGGUUAUGGCUCAGGAUGGGGCUGUGGAAAAGGCUCCUGCUGUGGCUUUGGAUAUGGCUCUGGCUCUGGCUGCUGUGGCUACCGGCCACUUUGCUACCGAAGAUGUUAUUCUUCUUGCUGCUAG
Mustela erminea (ermine) is the source of this 408-nucleotide messenger RNA. Its product is annotated as keratin-associated protein 21-1-like. NCBI's taxonomy places the organism in Eukaryota, Metazoa, Chordata, Mammalia, Carnivora, Mustelidae. The transcript has a single exon. The record is from RefSeq and is a predicted model, not a curated record. The coding region runs from base 1 to 408 and encodes 135 amino acids.